This is a messenger RNA of Notothenia coriiceps (black rockcod), 513 nucleotides long. RefSeq names its product elongation factor Tu GTP-binding domain-containing protein 1-like. Lineage: Eukaryota; Metazoa; Chordata; Actinopteri; Perciformes; Nototheniidae. The annotation marks the transcript as partial. The record is from RefSeq and is a predicted model, not a curated record. The transcript has 2 exons.
GCCGUUGACACACGAGGAGAUUGCACAGCGCCGUGAUCUGGCGAGACAGAGACAUGCUGAAAAACUGGCAGCUGAUCAGACGGCAGCAGAGAGCCCCUCAGCCCCCCCCAUCUCAGGGAGCAUGCCACAGGAAGGCCAUUCUGCAGAAGUCAGCACAGCCAAGAUGGAGAAGGACUCAAAGCCACAGGAGGAAGAGGAGCAGCACACCUUCGUGGCGUUUGCACGGAUCUACAGCGGGGUGGUGAAGAAAGGCCAGAAAGUGUUCGUGCUGGGACCGAAGUAUGACCCCGCGAAGGGCCUGAGCAUGGUACACCAACCAACCUUUAGAGAACAUGUUCCACACUCUUCCUGUCUGUAUAAUGUAACAUCUGUUAUUGAUUUGGAGCUUUGGACUUUUAAUCAUUAGAUUGAGUACACUAAUGUUAACCGUAAAGUAGUGCUGGGCGGUAUACCGAUUCAUACCGAAUACCAUGAACUUUUUAUCAUAUGAUAUGAAUUUUUCAUAUACAACAA